CUUAAAGAGCUGCGGGCUCACUUUUGGCGCAGAAUAUAAACAUGGCAAACAUGGCUGCAAAUAGGAGUGAAAGUACCGCUGAGAAACCAACGUUUACGUGCGCGUCUUGUGGAUUUCAAUGUAAUUAUGAAUAUUUUGGAAAAAAGCCACCUUUCUCCAAAUCAGUGGUACUUCUGGAAGAUGCAUAUGUUAUUCGCGAUCCUUUCUCACCAAAUGCAGGGCAUUUAACAUUAGGUGGACAGUGCUGCGUGUGUGCAAGACACAUUUGCAUGUCACAGACAUGCAGUAUUUUCUACACCAAGCGGUUCUGUAUUCCGUGUGUUCAAAACAACAAAGAGGAAUUCCCAGAUGAAAUACUUAAGGAUCUGCAAAAGAAAGACCCCUCUUGUAGCUAGUGAACAUUCAAAGGAAAGAAAUGGAAAGAGGAGACAGGUUACCAAACUCAGAACGCAAACCCCAUGGAUGUUAAAAGAAAACGAAAUGGCAGAGAAGUUGGGGAGAAGGUGGAAAAGAAGCAGCCUCUAAGAAGAGAAAGAACUGGGCACGACACUUAACACCUUAUAUUCUCCGUACUGUUCUAUACUUUUCCAAAAGUGCAGAAAAGGAGAAUUUGUUUAACAAUCAAGAGCUUCUUUAAUUGAUGAUCAUUUCCUUUAUUCUUGUGAAUUUAGUAUUUGUGAUUCAGAAGUUGUCAUUGUGUGGAGAAAUUUGAUGCCGAUCACUCUUAGGGUCAAAAGGUUGAAAAAGGACGAGGUAGUGGUAGUAGUUGGAGGUUCGCCUACAGAUCUUUGCGAAUCACAAGCCGCAGUGUUCUCUGUAAGAUGUUCGUGCACGUCCCACGUAGAUCUAAAGCGUUGAAUAUCUCGGUUCGAUGCAAACCAUAACUUUUUGUUGCCUGUUACUUAUCAGUUCCCUUGCUUCUGAAUCACUGGAGUCAUUAGUUGUUUUUCAUAAGACAGAGUUGAACUUUGUCACCGGCCGUGCAGAAAAAACAAGGUUUAGUUAUCUCCAUUUUUAGCGAGUCCUAAGUACUCGAUCAAGGGUUGAAAGUAAUUCUCUUCUCUCUCUACGUGUCGAACAUUAAAGAAAUGGUCUCUUUGCAGUGCACCAAGCUGGGAUCGUUUUGGUCGCCUUGUCGAGCAGAAAAACGAAUUAUGUGACUAGAACUUUGCGGUGGAAGACACCAAUUUAAAGAGGUCACAUGGUAAAUUAUAACAUU
This is a messenger RNA of Stylophora pistillata, 1219 nucleotides long. RefSeq names its product cysteine-rich DPF motif domain-containing protein 1. Lineage: Eukaryota; Metazoa; Cnidaria; Anthozoa; Scleractinia; Pocilloporidae. The record is from RefSeq and is a predicted model, not a curated record.